This is a messenger RNA of Spinacia oleracea (spinach), 1768 nucleotides long. RefSeq names its product probable beta-1,3-galactosyltransferase 8. Gene Ontology annotation, molecular function: galactosyltransferase activity. The coding region runs from base 301 to 1545 and encodes 414 amino acids. NCBI's taxonomy places the organism in Eukaryota, Viridiplantae, Streptophyta, Magnoliopsida, Caryophyllales, Amaranthaceae. Gene Ontology annotation, cellular component: Golgi membrane. The transcript has 9 exons. The record is from RefSeq and is a predicted model, not a curated record.
UUCCAUCUUCUUACUUCUUAGUUUGCUACAAAAAAAUAUUCUCAAGGAAAUAGCUAUUGAGAAAAUAUAGAAAAAAUUCCAAAAAAAAAAAAAAAAAACUCCCUACAUAAAAAUAUAUAUAUAAAAGGGAAUGUUUACUAAUACUAAUUGGUUCUCUUGCUAGUGUAGUCAAUAUGCCAGUCUUGACAAGGAAUAAAAGAAACUCGUAGCACGAAUAAGACUGACUGCUUGUGUACGUACUCUUUUACUUCAACAGGAAUAAAAGAAGCUUGUAGCACGAAUAAGACUGAUUGCUUGUGUAUGUACGUAAUGGUGUCACCCUCUCAACCUGAUAUCGAGUCGAAAAAAAUGAGAGGAAAAGCUGUUCCUGGAAAAGCAAUUGUUUUACUCUGCAUUGCUAGUUUUCUAGCAGGAACACUCUUUACUAGCCAGACUUAUUGGAGCCGUAACAAAUCAGAGACCAAAGAUCAGGUUGCACUUAUUCCCAACCAUGCCAAAACUAAGAAGAUUCAAGCCACAACAAUGGCCAAGAUCAAUUUGGAUCAUAACAAGCGCAUGUUGGUUGAAGGAAAACCUGGAGAUAUUAUGAGUGAAGUUACUAAGACACACCAAGCAAUUCAAUCACUGGAUAAGAAAAUAUCAGCUUUGGAAAUGGAAUUAGCAGUAGCUCGAACGAGUCAAACAGACCCUCAGAUUUCAGGUGAAAUGGGAACUAAUCAUAGUCUGCAGAAAGCUUUCAUUGUGAUUGGAAUCAAUACUGCAUUCAGCAGCAAAAGACGGAGAGAGUCUGUCAGAGAAACUUGGAUGCCUCAAGGAGAGAAGCUGAAGAAAUUGGAGGAAGAAAAAGGCAUAGUGAUUCGGUUUGUUAUAGGACACAGUGCAACACCAGGAGGGGUUCUUGACAAGGCUAUUGAUGCAGAAGAGGCAGAGUACAAUGACUUCCUUCGCCUCAACCAUGUCGAAGGCUACCACGAGCUUUCCACCAAGACACGAAUGUAUUUCUCAACUGCAGUCGCACUUUGGAAUGCAGAGUUUUACAUGAAAAUAGACGAUGAUGUUCAUUUAAACUUAGGUAUGCUAGUCACUUCUCUAGCAAAAUACAGAUCAAAACCCAGGAUUUAUAUCGGCUGCAUGAAGUCUGGACCUGUUCUGUCUCAGAAGGGUGUAAAGUAUCAUGAACCAGAAUACUGGAAAUUUGGAGAAGAAGGGAACAAAUAUUUCAGACAUGCUACUGGUCAGAUUUAUGCCAUUUCCAAGGAUCUUGCAGCUUACAUAUCCAUUAACGCACCCAUUCUACACCGCUAUGCUAAUGAAGAUGUUUCUCUGGGGUCCUGGUUGUUCGGCUUGGAGGUUGAACAUGUCGAUGAUCGUUCCAUGUGUUGCGGAACACCACCAGACUGUGAAUGGAAAGCACAAGCAGGAAAUGUAUGUGUAGCAUCAUUUGACUGGUCUUGCAGUGGAAUAUGCAAAUCUGUUGACAGGAUGAGAGAUGUGCAUGAUGCCUGUGGAGAAGGAGAUAAUGCUGUUUGGAAUGUUGAUCUCUAAAAUUACCAAGAAGUCUGGCCUAUUAAGGGAUAUAUACAGUCAUACAGAAGGGCAUAAUAGACACUUUAGUUGAAAGUUGCUCAAAAUCUAGACACUGUACUUUUUUGUUAAUCUGUACUAUGGAACCCUUUCUGGAGCAAAAAUUGUUCCACAUAAAUCAGGGUCCUUUGUUGUUUCAUCUGCAAGUUUUUUUGAGCUAAACAGAGGAGGUUGCCUAAAAACA